Molecule: messenger RNA, 633 nt
Organism: Trichomonas vaginalis G3
Lineage: Eukaryota; Parabasalia; Trichomonadida; Trichomonadidae
Exons: 1
Coding region: 1-633 (210 amino acids)
Source: RefSeq, a predicted model, not a curated record
AUGCUCUCCCUGAGGCUUCCUGACCGCAUCGCCAAAGAGAGACCAUACGGUGUUAAAUCUUAUGCAAAGCCUCGAAAGGCUUCAGAGAAAACAAGGCAAGAAGAAUCAGACUUCCACGAAGAGAUUAACGCCCAAUUUAGACCAAAGGAAUCAAUUCAUCAAAAUGAAGCAGAAUUAAUGGAAGAAUGUAAUUUCGAUGAAAACAGAACUAUUACAGUCGUUGGAAUUUUGAAAGAUAAAUUACAACCAAUAAUUGAAUAUUUUAACAAUAAUUCUGGAGAAAAUCCGAAAAUAUUUGAUACACCAGUAACAAAGAGAAACCUUAAUUGGAUAUUUAUAAAAUUUAAAUCAGAUCCUAGAAAGAUACCUUGCGUUAAACCAUUGAUCGAGAUAGAAAAAAAUUAUUGCGUUGGCUGCUUUUACGGUAUGUUCCGCGCAGAAAUAUUAGAAAAUCACGAAAAGAAGGAAUUACCUGUUUUUAGAGUUUGGAAAGAUAAUCAAAAUCUUGCGAAUGUUGCAUGGGAACACAAAAAUCUAUGGAUAAAAAUCAGAGAAUUUUUGUUAGGACAGGGUGAAAUCAGAAUUACAAGCCAACCUUCCGGAAUUUGGUCUUUUGUUAAUCGUUAUUUUUAA